Molecule: messenger RNA, 2469 nt
Organism: Fusarium subglutinans
Lineage: Eukaryota; Fungi; Ascomycota; Sordariomycetes; Hypocreales; Nectriaceae
Product: kinase
Exons: 1
Coding region: 1-2469 (822 amino acids)
Biological process (GO): peptidyl-threonine phosphorylation
Cellular component (GO): cytoplasm
Molecular function (GO): protein serine/threonine kinase activity; ATP binding
Source: RefSeq, a predicted model, not a curated record
AUGGACCCACACAAUCCAUCUGCUUCGGUCAAGCGAUCGGUCAAGUCCAACACUAAAAGCUCCAAAGACAGUAUUGCCAGGCUUGCGGAUGAUCUUCUUCGUCAAUCUCUUACACGCAAGCCUGACAUUGCUGCACAAGAAGCAUCAACGCUGAAGGCCAAGACUCCGCGUUCCUCAACAAGCAUCACUCGCUCAAGCAUAUCAAAACCCAAAGGCUUCUCUGCAGCAGAUGAAUUGCUCCGUGCCUCUUUGCUUCGUGAUGCUUCAGGUUCUGGACCAAGCGUGCCACCUUCCUAUCGAACCCACAGCAAUGUUCCAUCCCCAUCGUCAGUAAGCAGGGUCAAGGACAGCUCGACUACCUCUGCUGCCUACAGCAAGAGUCGACUAUCAGCACUCAAGUCAGAGGUUGCGCGUGCCAACGCUGCAGCUCCAGCUUACUCCAAGUCUGACUUGUUCAAAAUCUCCUGCUCCACUGAUAUACUCUUCCUUCUUGACACUACAUACUCUAUGAAUAGUUACAUAGAGACAGCAAAGAAUCAGAUCCGAUCCAUUGUCAAAGAGAUCAAAGAGGUCUUCUUAAACGAGUCAAAUGUACGCGUCGCGGUGGUUGGAUACAAAGACCAUGGCGACGAGCCCAACAUAGAAUUCCUCGACUUCACUACAUCUGUCACGGAGGUGUACAACUUCUUGGCCAGCCUUCAGGCAUCGGGUGGUGGAGAUAUCCCCGAGGAUGUUCUUGGUGGUAUACAGAAGGCUAUCAAUGCCUCGUGGAUGCAGCAGACGAGAUGCCUGGUCCACAUCGCCGAUGCCCCUCCUCAUGGACAUGCUCUACAUGACUAUGAGGAGAGUGAUGAUGACUACUACAGAACGGCCAGUGAACCCCAUGGCCUCACACAUGCAAAUCUUCUCAGCCGCCUUGUCAAGCUCAAGGUCAACUAUGCUCUUCUGCGAAUCAACUCAUCUACCGACCGGAUGGCCCUGGAGUUUGGCAAGUCCUACGGCGGCGGCGGUUUCUCGGGGGCGGACGUCAAGCUCCAUGAAAAGAACUCUUACAACAUUGCGAUUGAGGACUCGCUCAUUUUGGCCAAGUCACGGGCCAAGAGAACAGCCACCAGUACUGGGCCCCUUUUCGAAGAACUCCAGCUCGGAACUGGAUACACAGCCAUCAAGCAUUUAGUUGUCAGCACCGUCACGUCUUCAGUAUCGCGUACAGCAAACCGCUUGACUCUGGCAAUGAGGGGCGGGAGCCGCGGUGGCUCGCACAUGUCCGGGCUCCCAGAGUUGACUGCGAUCUUGGAAGAUGGCAGUGUUGCCAGAAGUGUAACCAGCAAAAGCGUUGCUCUCGAGACCUCACCGCCGCGCUGGAACACUCCUGGCUGGCUAGACAAGAAGCUCACCACGGAGGGCUUUUGUCUGGACUUGAGCGUCCAUGGAGCUGAUACUCUGGAUGCAAUGUUGGACAACGACGAGAACAUCAAGCUUGGACUUGUCAAGCUUGAUAUCAACGCACGUUCCAAACCUUUCGCCGAGGGAUCUCUGCGCGUCGCCGCGUAUGCUCGCCCAGCUGCAACCACGAGCAAAUUCGUUCUCAAGUCAUUCAAGAACACUGAACACAGGCUAGCGAAUCUAAUUGAGGAAAUGCGAAUGCAAGCACUUUGUAAAGCAUUUGCGCUAGAGUUCAACGGGCUUGUCAAGUCUUCGCAGCCUAUCGAUUUUAUAACGACGCUUUGUCUUCAGGACAUGUCCCGUGGAUCUAAGUCAGACGAUAAUUUGUCACUGGAGCCAUUCAUUGAAGGCGAAUACAUCAAGUACAACAGCAACGGCGCCUAUGUCCUAGAAGACGACACCAACCCAUUCAAUGAGAUUGCCCAAGCCUUCUCGCAUUUUACUUUUGAGCGCUCCUGGGGCCAUUUUCUUGUGACGGAUCUUCAAGGUGUAGGCAACUCCUUCACUGAUCCUGCAAUCCAGACCAAGGAUCCUGAACGCUUCAAACUCGGUGAGACAAACCUUGGUGAGGAUGGGUUCAAGUUCUUCUUUGCCUUGCACGAAUGCAAGGCGACUUGUCGUCAACUGGGGCUUCUGACGAACAAGGAAAUGCUCAUGGCCGGCAAACUCGCAUUUAGGUCGAAAUGGCCUGCUAUGGAUCCCACGGUUUGCUGUUCUAAUAAGCUAUGCCGCAAGAUUAUCCGACUUGCAACCGCUAACAAAUCAUCUGAUUAUCCUGAGCAUAACUGGUGUGAUGGGUGUUUCCCGCAGCUCAAGCUUAGUGAGGUGAAGGUGGCAUGUGGAGGAUCAAAACACAGUUUCCAAGUUUCCAAAUUUUACCAUGAGAGUCAAGGCGAGAAGACGCCGACUGUGUGUGAAGGGCAUAGGGAGAAGGAUGUGACUGUUACUAGUGUUGUUGGAGGUGGUCUGUGGGAGACUACCAAGUCGACUGAGAAGAAGGAGAUCUUAGGCAGAUUAUGGUAG